This is a messenger RNA of Thermothielavioides terrestris NRRL 8126, 1524 nucleotides long. RefSeq lists its product as uncharacterized. Gene Ontology annotation, molecular function: ubiquitin-like modifier activating enzyme activity; tRNA threonylcarbamoyladenosine dehydratase activity. The transcript has 3 exons. The record is from RefSeq and is a predicted model, not a curated record. Gene Ontology annotation, biological process: cyclic threonylcarbamoyladenosine biosynthetic process. NCBI's taxonomy places the organism in Eukaryota, Fungi, Ascomycota, Sordariomycetes, Sordariales, Chaetomiaceae. Gene Ontology annotation, cellular component: mitochondrial outer membrane. The coding region runs from base 1 to 1524 and encodes 507 amino acids.
AUGGCCUCGCUGGCCUCCAACCCCAAGCUGCAGCUGGCAGCCACCGCGGCCGUGUCCGCCGUCCUCACAGCCGCCGCCGUCCUCAGCUACCAGCACCUGCAGCGAGACGACCGCGUCUCCCGCCUGAAGCAGUCCAUCCCCCAACCCAACGAUGCCGAGCCUUCCCUGCCACAGGUAACCCGCAUCGGCCCGCUGCCCCACAUGGACCGCGAAGACGAGCACAACCUGGCGCUGGCGCAGCGCGCCCAGCAGGGCGACUUCGACGACGAGCUGGUGCUCGAGCAGCUGGCGCGCACGCGCGCGUUCCUGGGCAGCGACGAGGCGCUGGGCGCGCUGCGCCGCGCCUUCGUCGUCGUCGUCGGCUGCGGCGGCGUCGGCUCGCACGCGUGCGCCGCGCUCGCCCGCUCCGGCGUCGCCCGCCUGCGCCUCGUCGACUUCGACCAGGUCACGCUGAGCAGCCUGAACCGGCACGCCGUCGCCACCCUGGCCGACGUCGGCAUGCCCAAGGUGCAGUGCCUGCAGCGCCGGCUGGUGGCCGUCGCGCCGUGGGUGCGGUUUGACCUGCGGCUGCAGAAGUUUGAGGCGAGAGUGGCUGGGGAGCUGUUGCAGGGGUGGGACGGGGACGAAGGGAGCAGGCCGGAUUUUGUGAUCGAUGCGAUUGAUAAUAUCGACAGCAAGGUCGAGCUGCUCAAGUAUUGUCAUGACCGGGGGCUGCCGGUGAUCUCGGCCAUGGGGGCGGGCACCAAGAGCGACCCGACCAGGGUGAUGGUGGCUGACAUUGGGGCGAGCGUGGAGGACGGGCUGUCGCGGGCGACGAGGCGGCGGUUGAAGCUGCUGGGCGUCACCAGUGGGAUUCCCGUCGUGUACUCGACCGAGAAGAUGGGCGAGGGCAAGGCCGCGCUGCUGCCGCUGCCCGAGGAGGAGUUCCAGAAGGGGUCGGUCGGCGAUCUGGGCGUGCUGCCGGACUUCCGAGUGCGGAUCCUGCCGGUUCUGGGGACCAUGCCGGCCGUUUUUGGAUACACACUAGCCAACCACGUUAUUCUUAAGAUAACAGGCUACCCGAUGGAUUACCAGCCGGCCAAGGCCCGAGAUAAGAUGUACGACGGUAUCCUGGCGUAUGUCCAGGCUAGCGAGGAGAAGAUUGUCCGCAUGGUCGAAGCCGGCCAGCCAGACGCCGCCAUCGGCCUCAAGGUGCCCAUCACGCCAGGGGACAUCGCCUUCCUGGUGGAGGAAGCAUUCCGCGGCCGAAGUGCCAUCACCGGCAUCCCGACCAAGCUAGUGCUGAUUCGGUGGAAGAAGCCGCAACAGACCACGCUGGUCCGCAUCGGGGAGGGCAAAGACGAGCAGAAGUCGUCCAACCUCCGGCUCCGCGACUUGGUCUGCAUGACCAAAGAAGAAGCCACGAGACAUCAGAAGGAGAUUCUCCAGGGCGACAAGGGCCACGAGGAUCUCUACAGCCGCGAGGUGAUCGAGGUGGUUGAAGCGCGGCAGAAGGAGGUCGAGGCCUACGAGCGGUAUAGAUGA